This is a messenger RNA of Morus notabilis, 1322 nucleotides long. Its product is annotated as esterase. The record is from RefSeq and is a predicted model, not a curated record. Gene Ontology annotation, molecular function: hydrolase activity, acting on ester bonds. NCBI's taxonomy places the organism in Eukaryota, Viridiplantae, Streptophyta, Magnoliopsida, Rosales, Moraceae. The transcript has 5 exons. The coding region runs from base 97 to 1260 and encodes 387 amino acids.
GUCGCACUGAAGACCCUCCAUCUUGCUCCUAUAAAUCAAACAUUUUACGGGAUAUAUUCUUAUCUGAUAACUAAAAGAGCAUCCUUUGGUUCCCCCAUGGAGUCUCUUAAGAUAAUGGUCAAAUUUGUUACACCUCUCUUCUGUUCUUGUUUCCUUUUAUCUUCUAUUACUUUGUUGGAUAUUGUCCAUAGUGCUAAAGAAUGCGAUUUUCCGGCAAUAUUUAACUUCGGUGACUCUAAUUCGGACACCGGUGGAUUGGCCUCAGCAUUUCCUGCAUAUUUGAGCCCUCCCUAUGGAGAGACCUAUUUUCAUGAGCCCGCUGGGAGAUUUUCCGAUGGCCGCCUCAUGAUUGAUUUCAUAGCGAAAAGUUUUGAUCUACCAUACCUCAACGCGUAUUUGGAUUCCCUGGGGACCAAGCACAAGCAAGGUGCCAAUUUCGCCACGGCAGCUUCUACAAUCAGAUUGCCUAGUCGCAUUAUACCAGCAGGUGGAUUUAGUCCCUUCUAUCUUGACAUCCAAUACACACAAUUUGUUCGACUAAAAUCCAAACACCGGGAAACGACGAGAAAUCAAGAUGAAACACUAUCCGAAGAUGAGUAUUUUCACAAGGCUUUGUACACGUUUGACAUUGGUCAGAAUGAUCUUGGCGAGGGGUUCUUCUCAAAUAAGUCCGUGCAGGAAGUUAAUCAAUCUGUGCCAGAUAUCGUCAACAGCUUCUCAACAAACUUUAAGAAUAUACACAACAUUUCCGGAGGUAGGUCAUUUUGGAUACACAACACAGGGCCAAUAGGGUGUCUACCCUACAUUUUGGCCAAUUUCCCCUCAGCAGAGAGAGAUGAGGCCGGGUGUGCAAAACCUUUCAAUGAAGUGGCCAAGUAUUUCAACUACGUUUUACUAAAUGCCGUCACUAAACUCAGGAGGGAGUUUCCUCUGGCUGCUAUAACAUACGUGGAUGUCUACAAAGUCAAAUACUCUUUGUUUACGGAUCCUCACAAAUAUGGAUUUGAGCUCCCAUUAGUUGCUUGUUGUGGCUAUGGGGGGGAGUACAACUACAGUGAUAGUGUUGGUUGUGGGGGAACUAUUACCGUUAAUGGAACUCAAAUAUUUGUUGGUUCAUGUGGAGAAGCGUCAGUUAGGGUGGAUUGGGAUGGAGUUCAUUACACUGAGGCAGCUAAUAAGGUCAUAUUUGACAAAGUAUCUACCGGGGCUUUUUCUGAUCCAUUUACUCCUUUGAGACUAGCGUGCUUUAGACCCUCUUGAAUUUUAUUAAUCACCAUAUGCGUGAAUCAAUAUUAAUAUGUAUUGACGUAUUUAUGUUUGUA